Messenger RNA from Rhizophagus irregularis DAOM 181602=DAOM 197198, 1037 nucleotides. RefSeq lists its product as uncharacterized. Lineage: Eukaryota; Fungi; Glomeromycota; Glomeromycetes; Glomerales; Glomeraceae. The record is from RefSeq and is a predicted model, not a curated record.
GAAGAAACUUUGGUUGAUGAUGAAUUACCUGCACUUAAUCAGAUUAUUGCAUGGUUUGAAGAAUCAGGUUUCUUGAAGUAUGAGGUUCUUAAAGAAUUUCGUGCUGCAAAGAUGAUCUUGUCACUGGAUCUAACUUAUACGUUCGAAAACGUUAAGCGGGAUAACAACAAUAUUUUCAUUAAAAAUAACUUGAAACCAAUCGAAAUCGAACCUCAAAAAUUAAAUCACCAUAUGCAGAAUGCUAAUCGAUUGGUAUCUGUGUUUGGCUUACCAAACGGCUUUAGAUACUUAAAAGCAUUGAAAUUGAGCAAUAUGCCAAUUAAGGAUUCUUACUUUAACAAUUUCCGGGGUCUAAGCCUGAAUGAAUUGGUUAUUGACAAUACUGGAAUCGGGGACGAGGCAUUGGCUUAUCUUGUAGCACUAAAAGAUAAUUUGUGCCUUUUGAAUAUCACUGGAAAUAUGAAAAUUACUGAUGAUUCUAUAUUUAUUCUAGUUCUUUUCGAAAAAUUGAUGGUAUUGCUCCUGGAUGAUACUUCUAUUUCUAUGGAUGGAGUUCGCAAAUUUGUUUCUAUGACAGCCAGCAUUGAGUUAUCACAAAUUUCUAUCCCCUCAUCAUGCCGUAAAUAUCUUAAUAAACGAAAAGAAAUCUAUUGUGUUGAACAUAAACAAGGAAUGAAAGUUGAUCCAUUAGAAGUUAAAUUUAUGAGUCUUUCAGAGAUUCGUCGACAACUAAUGUUCCAUUAUGAGGUUAAUUCUAAUAUUAACAUUGUUGGCUCUAAAGAAGAAUUAGAAGAAUUGUUGAGAGAGAUUUUGAAACGGCGACGUGACGAUGGAAAGGCUAUGUUGUUGACUGGUGGGCGUGAUUAAUACACCAACGAUACAUUAUAAAGAAAUUAUAAUUCUAAUGAAUUUAUUUGAUCUAAUAAGCACAAAUGGAUGUUAUGUAUGAGUUUUUAAUGAUGGUCUGUAAAAUUGAUGAAGAUUAUAUGUAAAGUAUCCGCCAUUAUCUUUUAUCAAUAUCAAAAGUUAAUUUACAA